UCUGAUUAUCGCUGCACACUCAGGUUGCUGUUUUUAUUUUGUAUUUUGGUCUGGUCAGGGGGCUCAGCAGCAGCCACAAAUGGAAGUGGUGAUGAAGGUGGAAGGUCAACAGCCUUCAAUCUCCACUCCCCCUCCACCUCUGACUGCUACUCAGCAAAAAAAGGAGUUGCAAGAGCAGCUGCAGCAGCAACAGGACCUGCUUGCAGAGUUGGAACAUCAGGAGGCAGCUGAGCUAGAGGCUGCAACAGAUAAUUCCCGAAGGGAAUAUCUGUUGGAGAAGCUAGACAAGGUGCUCACAGAUGACCGUUGUGCACAGGUGACCAAACACCUGGCAGAGAUGGUCAUUCUGGAGCACAAGAUCACCAGUUCUCACUUCACGAACUGGGAUGAUCAUUUUGAUCGUUUGGAGCGUCGGGUUGACGACCUGGCAGCUCAGCAGUCUAAGAUUCAGGAUGCGAUUCAGAACUUGACUGCUCAGCUGUCAGCCGCCAAGCUGAUUGCCGCUCAGCUUCCUCUGAUAAAACCCAAACCUUCUCCUCCUUCUACCCCUCCUUCAUCUCCCCCUGGGUCAGUGCAUUCUCCCAUGACACCACAUCAGUCCCAAAAGGCCUCAGGCAAGGCCACCUAUGCUGAUGUUGCUGCAGGAGAUCAAAGAGGUCCCAAGAUCCUUGCACCCAACAAGUUCAGGGGUGAUGACCCCAAGACCGAUGUUGGGGAUUGGGCGGCAGGGACCAAAGCCUACUUGAGGGGCUUUGUGUGCCCAGAACAGACCAAGGUGGUGGACAAGUAUGCAGAUCUGAUGCAGGAGCCCUUUGGGUUACCCAACCGGCCAACCAAGCAUCACAUCGAGUUGCUGCCUGGAGCGGUCCCCCCCAAGGGCCGCAUCUACAGGAUGUCCCCUGCUGAGCUUGAGGAGCUCAGAAAGCAGCUUGAAACCCUGACCAGCAAAGGCUGGAUCAGACCAAGCACUUCUGAAUUCGGCGCACCUGUUCUCUUUGUGCCCAAAGGGAACGGCGAGUUCAAAAUGUGUAUUGACUACAGGGGUCUCAAUAAGAUCACUAGGAAGAGUACAAAGCCCCUUCCUAGGAUCGAUGACCUUCUGGAUAUGGUGCAGGGCUGCACAGUAUUCAACAAAGUCGACCUCAAAUCUGGCUACCACCAGAUUGAGAUGGCAGAGGGGGAUGUCUACAAGACAGCCUUCAAGACCAGGUAUGGGACUUAUGAGUUCCUAGUCAUGCCAUUUGGACUUUGCAAUGCCCCAGGCACCUUCCAGACAGAGAUGCACCGCAUCUCCAGGCCUUACCUGGACAAGUUCAUGGUUGUCUACCUGGAUGAUAUCCUGGUAUUCAGCCGGACUGCCAGGGAACAUGCGGAGCAUUUGGCUCUUGUCCUUCAGUCGUUACGUGACAGCCAGUAUAAGAUCAACAGAGAGAAGUCCUCUUUGAGAGUUCCCUUUGUUAUCUACCUGGGGCAUGUAAUCUCUGGAGAUGGUCUGGCUCCUGAAGCAGCUAAGAUUGUUGCUAUUCAGGACUGGCCUCAGCCACAGACAGUGAGGUAUGACAGGUCCUUCAUGGGUCUAGCCUCAUACUACAGAAAGUUUGUCAGGAACUUUUCUGCAGUGGCUGCAGCCCUGACCAACCUAACAAAGAAAGAUACUCCCUUUCUUUGGUCCCUUCCCUGUCAGUUGGCCUUCACACGACUCAAGAAGGCAUUGACUCGUGCGCCUGUGCUGAAGUUACCUGACCCCACUUUGCCAUUCAUCCUGACCACUGACGCUAGUCAGUAUGGCAUUGGGGCAGUUCUUCAGCAGGAUGAUGGGAAUGGUCUACGGCCUGUAGAGUUUAUGAGUAAGAAGAUCAAAACUCAAAAGCUCCAGGACUCUACCUACGAGAAAGAGCUAUAUGCUCUUGUCUGUGCCUUGAAACAUUGGAAGCACUUUCUCCUGGGAAAACACUUCAAGAUCUUUUCAGAUCACUCCACCUUGCAGUGGAUGAAGUCCCAGGGAGAGUUGAACGACAAGUUGGCACGGUACAUUCAGUUCAUUGAUAUGUUCUAUUUUGAACUGAAACACAAGAAGGGUUGCUACAACAAGGUAGCAGAUGUCCUCUCUCGUAGGCCUGACUCUUUUGCGUUGAUCUCCUCUACUCACUCCUUUGGGGAGGAGAUCCGUCACACCAUUGCUCGUCUACUGCCUCAGGAUGAGACUUUUGGACCCAUCGUCAGGAAUCUGCAAGCGGAUCCUAACUCUGAACCAGGCUACGCUCUGAGUUCAGAUCUGCUGUAUACCUACAGCAGAGGGGAGGAGCGCUUGUGCAUUCCCCAGGACCAGCGGCUUAGGACACUGCUGAUGUCAGAGUGUCAUGACGCCCGUGGACAUUUUGGGUUCCUAAAGUCCUAUGCAUCCCUGUCGCAGCGCUUCUUCUGGAAGGAGAUGCGGAGUGAUAUGUUGCGUUAUGUGGACACCUUUGAGCUCUGCCAAAGGAAUAAGAUCCACCGUAGACCUCCCUUGGGACUGCUCAAACCCUUACCCAUACCAGAUGGCCCUGCUGAAUCUAUGGCAAUAGAUUUCACAGAUUUAGGCAAGACCACCCCUCGUGGCAUGCGUCAAGUUAUGGUCUGCGUGGACAGGUUCUCCAAAUACGCAAAGUGCAUCCCCUUGCCAAAGGUAGCUCGGGUUCCGGCUGUGAGAGCAGCCUUUUCUGAGAGCCAUAGCUGCCUGUUCCUUCGUCAGAGUUGUUCAUCUACACUGAAGACUUCAUCGCAGGACCUGUUCUCCAUCAGGGUGGUUGGCGCUGGCCUCUGGGAGGCUGUUCUGAUCUGGCGCUACUAACUGGGUGUAGGAUAGAGAGUGGGGUGCGUGUUCUGAGAGUGGCGAGAUACUGGAACAAACUCUGUUACGAUAA
Molecule: messenger RNA, 2903 nt
Organism: Chara braunii
Lineage: Eukaryota; Viridiplantae; Streptophyta; Charophyceae; Charales; Characeae
Source: the annotation of a GenBank genome assembly